GCCGAUAGUUUGUAGAGAACCCACAUUUUCGCUGGGAGACCCCGUGAUCCCCGACGCUAACAUGUGAUGAAGGGCAAAGUAAGUUGGGGUCUAUGCCAUCACCACCAUCACCACCAAGCCCCAAAUCUGAUCAUCUGAUAAGAAGAUUGAUUCAACAACCAUCCAACUACCACCACCAUCAUCAUCAUUCCCACUUCCCACAUUUCCACACAUAGACAAAUACACACAUUACACAUAUAUAUAUAUUCGGAAUAUACAGAUCCCAUAUCUGUAUAGCUGCGAUCCUGCAGCUACUGGGUCGAGACAUCUGCAUACAUACAUACAGAGAGAGAGAGAGAGCUUACAGACUUUCUACAGUCAUAUCGCAUGCAUCUCUCCCAAGUGACACCAGAGCACAGAAACACCGACCCAUCGCUUCACUACCGUCCUCAGCAUAACACAACCGCAACCUGCAUUACUGCCGGCCCCCCAAAAAAGCGAAUAAAACCCCCCCAGUCCAGUCUCACACUCAGCUCAGCUACCUCUCCAGCGCCUCGGGGCUAAUCCCCACUCUCCUAACCGCCAGCAGGCCCCAUCAGGCUGGUCAUGUUGCACCGCCAGCCUAGCUGCAUAUGACAUCUCGCACCACCUACCCCAUCCCUAACCGGACCACGAAGAAUGGUGCUACUGCUCGGCUUAACGUCCAUGAUCCCCACGACGGAGUAUCCUACUCUCUCGACACCAUAUCCCCCAGUACCGACAACGACACUGACGACGACGACGCAAACGAUCGCACACGACUCGCUAUCCCGCCAGACGAUGCGGCACGGCGCACAACAGAUCUAGAGACCACAUCGAGCGAGAGCACGCGGAUGUCGAAGGCGCCGCUGCUGCUCCGGACCAGUCCGGGGAUGGGGACGGGGUCGUAUGGCGCUGCGCCCGUGGGACACUCGACGGAUGAGGAGGAGGGGGAGGAGGAGAUACUGAGGCGCAGGCAUAAGAAGGCUGCAAGCCGACAUACAGUGAGCUCCUCGAGGCGGCGGAGGAGGAGGGCAAGUGGCAGUGAUGCUGGUGGGGGUGGGGGUGCGGAAGGGAGUGGUGCCGCGCCGAGUCCGACGGAGACGAGGAGACAGAGUAUUUCACUCGGGGCAAGCACGGCGGCCAUGGAGGGCGUGGAGGGGUUUGGAAUGGAGAGUCGGUUUGGGGUUGGGAAGCUGCCCGUCUCGCCGGGAUCGGGGCAUUCGUCAAAAGAUGGACUUGACGAGGACACCGACCCAGACGACCUGUUCAAUGACGAGGAUCCUCCGGAUAACUCGAGGUACUCGCAGGUGAGGGCGUCGGUGUCAGCGCUGGACGACCUGUCGCUGUCGAUCAACACACCGCGGAUGUGGACGCUGUCGAUGCUGUUUGCAAUAAUGGGAUCGGCUACAAAUCUCUUUUUUUCUCUUAGAUACCCCAGCGUUUCCAUUACGCCCGUCAUUGCGCUCCUGCUCGUCCAUCCUCUCGGUCUGAUGUGGGACAGGUUGCUCAAGCGACCAGGUGAUCCGGAAGUCAUAUACAUAGAAGGCAACUGGUCAAUGUCGCCCUCAUCCGACGAUGCUACCCUCGACACCGACAGCGCGGACGACUCACAGCGCUCGACGUCGUCGACCCUAGAAGGCAAGGAAUCUCGGCCGCACCGGUUACGGCUUUGGCUCGCCCAAGGCCGCUGGAAUGGAAAGGAGCACAGCUGCGUCUACAUCGCCAGCAAUGUAUCCUUCGGAUUCGCCUUCGCCACCGACGUGAUCGUCGAACAGACGCAUUUCUACAACCAGCCCGUCACCAUCACAUACCAAGUCCUCCUAAUCCUCUCGACCCAAAUCCUCGGCUACGCCUUCGCCGGACUCAGCCGACGCUUCCUCGUGCGCCCCGGCGGCAUGAUCUGGCCCGGCACCCUAAUGCCGGCAGCCAUGUUCACAACCCUCCACAAAGAAGAAAACAGCAUCGCGAACGGCUGGACCAUCUCACGGUGGAAAUUCUUCUUCGUCGUCUGGCUCUCCGCCUUCGCCUUCUACUUCCUCCCCGGCCUCCUCAUGCCCGCCCUCAGCUACUUCAGCGUCAUCACCUGGUUCUGGCCCGACAACGUCGUCGUCGCCAACCUCUUCGGCGUCUCCUCGGGUCUCGGCCUGUUUCCCGUAACCUUCGACUGGGCACAGAUCGCUUACAUCGGGUCUCCGCUCACCACGCCGUUCUGGGCAGCUAUGAAUGUCGUCGGCGGGCUUGUGGUGGUGAUGUGGAUCAUAGCUCCUAUUUGUUACUACAAUAACGUCUUUUACUCCGCAUACAUGCCCAUCCUCUCCUCCGCCGUCUUCGAUAACACCGGCAAGGUCUACGACGUCGCUCGCAUCCUCACACCCGACUUCCUCUUCGACCGCGCAGCCUACGAAUCCUACUCCCGCGUCUUCAUGCCCAUAACCUACAUCCUCAGCUAUGGCCUUCAGUUCGCCGCCCUUGCGUCCCUACUCACCCACACAGCCUGCUGGCACGGUCGCGAUAUCGUUCGACAGUCGCGCAACUCCCUCGAGGAGGUGAGGGGGCAGGCGAAGAUUGGGUAUGAAGCCCUUCCCGGGGCGCCGCUGCCGAGGGGAAGAAGAGGGAUGAGGGGGAGGAGAAUGAGUCUUGAGCCGGGGGUGGAGGAUACGUUGAACCAGGAGGAUGUGCAUAAUCGGCUUAUGCGGAGGUAUAAGGAUGCGCCGAUGUGGUGGUAUUUGGCGACUUUUGUGAGCAUGACUGCCAUUGGGAUUUUCGUGGUCGAGUACUACCCAGUCCACCUCCCCUGGUACGGCCUCCUCCUCGCCCUCUCCCUCUGCGCCCUCCUCUUCAUCCCCACCGGCAUCGUCGCCGCAAUCACCAACCAACACUCCUCCACCUACCUCAUCAACCAACUCGCCUGCGGCGCCCUCUUCCCCGGCCGCCCCGUCGCAAACAUGGUCUUCGUCACGUACGGCUACAUCUGCUCCGCCCAAGGUAUCAAAUUCUCCUCCGACCUCAAGCUAGGGCAUUACAUGAAGAUCCCUCCCCGCCUGUUGUUCUCGGUGCAGAUGGCUGCGACGCUGGUGUCUAGUUUGACGCAGAUUAGUGUGUUGAAUUGGAUGUUUGCUAAUGUGAGCGGGAUUUGUACGACGGAUGCGGUGAAUGGGUUUUCGUGUCCGCUGGCGAGGGUGCAUUUUAAUGGAUCAAUACUUUGGGGUGUUGUCGGACCGGGGGAGUUCUUUGGGCCUAACGCCACGUACCGGCCGUUGGUAUGGUGUUUCCUCAUCGGCGCCCUCGCUCCCCUCCCGUUGUGGUGGUAUAGUCGACACAGCAAAUCGAGUAUCGUGCGGCACAUCAACCUCCCCGUCCUCUUCGGAUCGCUGUCCUGGAUCCCACCUGCUACCGGUCUCAACUUCAGUGUCUGGGCAGUCGCCUGCUAUAUCUUUAACUUCCGCAUCAGGAGGAGCGCGCCGGAGUGGUGGGCGAAGUAUACGAUGACACUUAGUGCGGCGCUGGAUAGCGGGCUGGCGUUUGGGGUCGUGGUGAUCUUCUUUGGGGUGCUGUAUCCGGGGUGGGUGGAGGGGUGGAGUUGGUGGGGAACGGAGGUUUAUAAGAGGGGGUGUGAUUGGAGGGCUUGUAGUUGGUUGGGGGUUAAGGAGGGGGAGAGGUUUGGGCCGGAUAGGUGGUAG
Pseudogymnoascus destructans is the source of this 3680-nucleotide messenger RNA. RefSeq lists its product as uncharacterized. Lineage: Eukaryota; Fungi; Ascomycota; Leotiomycetes; Thelebolales; Thelebolaceae. Gene Ontology annotation, molecular function: oligopeptide transmembrane transporter activity. The record is from RefSeq and is a predicted model, not a curated record. The coding region runs from base 612 to 3680 and encodes 1022 amino acids. Gene Ontology annotation, biological process: transmembrane transport. The transcript is spliced from 2 exons.